AUGAACGAGUACACCACUAUCUGUAUCUUUCCAGGACCACUUUUGGAGACAACAGUGGGUGAAGAUGUGAACACCAUGCUCCUCCUGAAUCUACUAAGUGGGACGGAGUACAGUGUUCAAGUGACGGCUUCCUACCCGACAGGACAAAGUGAACCACUGCUAGUAAAUGCAAAGACAUUGUUCCUCGGUGUCUCUGGCUUGUCAACCUACCAGGUGCGUCCCAACAGCAUUUGUGUCCAGUGGCAGCCUCUUCUACAUGCCACGUUAUACAGAGUCUUCAUACAGUCCACACUCAAUGGUCAGAAGCAGGAAGUCAGCCUGGGAGGUGGUGCUUCCCGACAGUGCUUCUAUGACCUCACUCCAAGCAGCCAAUACCAGAUCAGCAUUCACACCCAGCUGCAGGAAAUGGAGGGACCUUCUGUUUCCAUCACUGACAUGACAUUGCCAGCGCCCACUCAAGCUCCGACUGAACCCCCGACAACAGAGCCCCCUCCCACCAUCCCACCUCCUAAAGAGGUGUGUAAGGAGGCCAAGGCUGACCUGGCUUUCCUGGUCGACGGUUCCUGGUCCAUCGGAGACGACAACUUCAUGAAGAUCACGCGUUUCCUCUACAGCACUAUGGGAUCGCUGGAUCUGAUUGGACCAGAUGGAACCCAGCUCCGCCCUCCGCUUACCUGA
Messenger RNA from Micropterus salmoides (largemouth bass), 678 nucleotides. Its product is annotated as collagen alpha-1(XIV) chain-like. The transcript has 7 exons. The record is from RefSeq and is a predicted model, not a curated record. Gene Ontology annotation, molecular function: protein binding. Bases 1 to 678 code for a protein of 225 amino acids. NCBI's taxonomy places the organism in Eukaryota, Metazoa, Chordata, Actinopteri, Centrarchiformes, Centrarchidae.